Molecule: messenger RNA, 1801 nt
Organism: Rhododendron vialii
Lineage: Eukaryota; Viridiplantae; Streptophyta; Magnoliopsida; Ericales; Ericaceae
Product: auxin response factor 11-like
Exons: 12
Coding region: 229-1542 (437 amino acids)
Biological process (GO): response to hormone; regulation of DNA-templated transcription
Cellular component (GO): nucleus
Molecular function (GO): protein binding; DNA binding
Source: RefSeq, a predicted model, not a curated record
GAGCUUAACCUCAUCAAGCCUAAAGGCAAUACUACCAACUACCAAAACCAACUUCCUUUUUCAUCAGAGACGCUCCACGGCUGGAGCUGAUUGAUGAUCCCUUCUAAGAAGGUCUAUCAAAUUCUAAUCCCCUUCCCCCCCUGUAAUAAUCAGUUCUCUCUAGUUUACAAUAUAGGGAGGCGAAUUGGUCACCGUCACCGGUAAAGCAUUGGAAGGUCAUCUGCCAGAAUGAAUAAGGGAAAGGCGAUUCUCGCUCCGUCGGAAAUCCCACCGGUGGAGGAAUUUAUUGCCAACAACGUCGAUCUCCUUACAGAAAUCCUUGCACGUUUGCCGGCAAAAUCCAUGGCCCGAUUCAAGUGCGUGUCCAAGGACUGGCUCUCUCUCCUCACCUCGAUCUUAGAUUUGGUUCUGUACAAAGAGCUAUGGAAGGCCUGUGCUGGUCCAUUGGUGGACGUUCCAAGGGUUGGGGAAAGAGUGUUCUAUUUUCCCCAAGGGCAUAUGGAACAAUUGGAUGCAUCAGCAAAUCAGGAACUGAAUCAGAGAGCUCCGCUCUUCAAUCUUCCCUCAAAGAUCCUAUGUAGUGUUAUGGACAUUCAGCUUCGGGCUGAACAAGACACUGAUGAGGUUUAUGCUCAAAUUACUUUAGUGCCAGAGCAAGAUCAAAGUGAACCAACAAGCCCUGAUUCGUACCGUCCGGAACCUCUGUCGCCAAUAGUUUAUUCAUUCUGCAAGGCUUUAACUGCCUCUGAUACUAGCACUCAUGGUGGAUUUUCUGCUCUUCAAAGGCACGCCAAUGAAUGCUUCCCUGCACUGGAUAUGAAUCAGCCAACACCCAUGCAGGAACUGAUAGCCAAGGAUCUUCAUGGCAGGGAAUGGCCAUUUAGGCAUAUUUUUCGGGGACAAUAUAUAUGUGCAGGACAACCCAGGAGGCAUUUGCUUACAACAGGAUGGAGUACAUUUGUUACAUCAAAAAGACUAGUUGCUGGGGAUAGUGUCAUGUUCCUGAGGGGAGAGAAUGGAGAACUAAGAGUCGGUGUUCGGCGUGCUGCUCGUCAACAGUGCACUAUGCCAACAUCAAUAAUUUCAAGUCAGAGCAUGCACCUACGAGAUCUAGCAGCUGCAUCUCAUGCUGUGGCUACCCGCACCCUCUUUGUUGUCUCCAACAAGCCGAGGAUGAGUCAAUUCAUUGUAGGCUUGAACAAGUACCUAGAAGCUGUCAACAAAUGUUUCGGAGUCGGCAUGAGAUUCAAGAUGAGAUUUGAGGGGGAGGUAUCUCCUUGGAGAAGUUAUACAGGCACCAUAGUGGGGGUUGAGGAUCUUUCUUCCCAAUGGGAAAAUUCGAAAUGGCGGUCUCUGAGGGUUCAAUGGGAUGAACCUGCAUCAAUUCCCAGGCCUGAUAGGGUUUCUCCUUGGGAGAUUGAAUCCUUUGUGCCGACGAGUAGAGGGCCGCAACCACCAAUUGAGGUCCCAAUUCAUGACACCGCAUCUGCUGCUGCAUUCUGGCUAUUUGGUGUUGAUUUGAGAAAUCCCUCGAAUGCCUGAUAGGGUUUCUCCUUGGAAGUUUGAACCCUUUGUGCUGAUUAGUAGAGGGCCGCGACCACGAAUUGAGGUCCCAAUUCAUGGUGAGAGUCACGGAUGAGGAGUUAACAGCACGGUUGCCUGAAGGUGGAGAACAGAUGAAAACAAUAGCCAAUCCGCAGCUCAUUAUGCGAAGACUGUUGUGUUAAUACGAGUAAUGAAUGGUUAGGAUCAGAAUCUGUGUACAUAUUAUGAAUAAUCCUGGUGAUCAAAGUCGCUGUGA